Messenger RNA from Dracunculus medinensis (Guinea worm), 2106 nucleotides. The record is from the annotation of a GenBank genome assembly. NCBI's taxonomy places the organism in Eukaryota, Metazoa, Nematoda, Chromadorea, Rhabditida, Dracunculidae.
AUGCAAAUAUCAAAUUUUUUGUCUUUUCUUUUAGAUGAUGAUGAUGAUUACUAUGGUAGUGAAUAUUCUGAUGAUGAUGAUUCGAGCUGGAAAGUUCGUCGUGCAUCGGCGAAAUGUAUAGAAGUUCUGAUCCUUUCUCGCCGUGAGGAUCUUCUCGAUUUCCUUUCAAAGUUCGGUCAUCUUUUGAUAAAUCGAUUUAGAGAACGCGAGGACAACGUGAAAUGGGAUAUAAUGCAUGCAUAUUCUGCUCUCCUCUCGCAGUCUCAGAGUCUCUUUCGUAAUUUUGCUUCGAUCUCAUUGAAUGACGCGUGUAAAGAUGAGGAAUUAGGAACAUGUAUGGAUAAUGAUUCAAUACAAAUUGGUAACGUUGUUGUGCUAAAAAAUGCUGUCAAUGAAGAACAAAUUGCCGUACUGAGAAUUCUUGACUCUCAAAUUCCUUGCUUUAUCAAGUGUAUUACAAAACAGCUGAGCAGUAGUGCGCCUAAAACAAAACAGUGCUGUUUUAUGCUUCUAACGCAGUUCGUUCGAGCUUGUCCUGGUGCUUUAUCAAACUCACUUGGAUCUUUUAUACCUAGUAUUACGGCUGCAUUAACUGACCGAGCGAAUAAUACUCUGAAGAUCGAUACACUGGAAUUUUUGCACGCUACAUUUUCAACUCAUAAACCUGAGAUGCUUACUCCCUAUAUAUCUGCUUUAAUUCCUUUGAUUGUUAAUACUAUUGAAGAUCCAUUGUACAAAAUAACGUCAGGGGGAUUAACUACGGUGAUUUCUAUGUUAAAAACCUUCCGUCGUUUACCUUCUUAUCAGUUUAAUUUCGAUUAUCGCUCUUGUAUUCAUCAAGUUUCCCAAGCUGUUAUAAAAAAAGUUAAAGCAACGGACACAGAUCAGGAGGUGAAGGAAAAAUCUAUUAAUGCCGUAUCUUUGUUGAUUGCUUAUUUCGGUGAUAUCCUUCAAAAUGAUAUUGCAGUUUGCUUGCCAGUUCUUCUCGAUCGAUUCAAAAAUGAAAUGACUCGUCUCAUCACUCUUAAAGCAUUCAUAACUAUUGCCAAUAGUCCCUUAAAAGUUGACUUUUCAAGUAUCUACGGUGAAAUACUCUCAGUCUCUUCCGAACACCUGCGAAAAAAUUUACGACCGUUAAGGGUAGCGACUAUUAGCUUGUUAGACAUCUUAAUUCAAUCAUAUUCAUACGACGGAUUUGAUGAAAAAAUUAGCAAAACUGUAGCCGAAUUUCCAGCGCUAAUAAGCGAUUCUGACAUACAUAUCAGCCAGACAGCUUUAGUUUAUCUCACUCAUUUGGUUGACAAGUAUCCCCAGUUGAUCUCAGAGAGUCUUGCUGAAAUUAUUAAGGCUUUCGUGAUGUUUAUCCAAAGCCCGUUGCUACAGCCAACUUCGCUCCGUUCUGCAUUGAAUUUUAUUGAAAGUUUAGUUCGAAAUCCAGUCCCAAAUAAACCUGAUUUUGAAGCUUUGCUAGAUGAACUUUCCGCGCCUAUUUAUAACAUUUCUAAUUUGCAUUUACAAGCUUUUCAUAAUAUUUCUUCUUCUGUCGCAGCUGUCACAAAAGCUACAAAUAAUCUCUCAAAAUCUGUAAUGCUUACCGAAAAACUUGCGCAACAGCUUAAGGAUAAUGGAUCAAAUGAGGAAAUCCAACUCUUCUCUCUAUUAGCGCUUGGUGAAAUAGGACGAGUUUGUCCAAUAGUGUUUGAUCAGAUGCCAGAUUUCAAGCCAGAAGAAUUGUUAAUGGAUGCAUUCAAAUCGACAUCAGAAGAUAUGAAGACAGCAGCAUCAUAUGCUUUUGGGAGUUUGGCUAUCGGUAAUCUAGAAAAAUUUUUGCCAUUUCUUCUUAAUGAAAUCAAUUCACAACCAAAGCGACAGUAUCUCCUAUUGCAUUCUCUUAAAGAGGUAAUUGGCUCAGAAAGUGAUAAUCCCCGUGCUUUCGAAAUCUUUCGUCCACGAAUCGACCAAAUAUGGCCAGUCCUUAUGGAACAUGCUUUGAGUACAGAAGAAGGCACUCGUAACAUUGUUUCUGAAUGUCUUGGGAAAAUUUGUCUGAUUGAUCCUGAGUUACUUUUACCACGCUUGAAGGUAACAAAAACUGAUAAUUCUUAA